UCUUCACAUCAUCACUCACUUGUAUCGCGUAUUCGCUUCUUUUCGGCCCGUUUCGGUCCUGUUGGGACGAGCCAAGCGAUGAGAGAUAAAUUGCCAUCAUGUCUGAACCUGUCUCAGUCUUGGGAAAUCUCGCAUAUCAACAAUGCGAUGCGGUGAACUUCGAAGUGAACUGGUGAACGAGUAUUUUUGUUGGUGGUGAACGAGUCCUCAGUUAAAACAAGUGAGUCGUUCAGUUUGAACGGUGGAUGAAUGGAGCGUGACUCCCCCAGCCCAGCGUCAGCAAAGCCAAAGCUCACAAACAGCUGCCGCUGUAAAUCACAACACUUCCCUUGAUCGACUGACAAUUUCUUUAUAAAGAUGGUAGUAGCAUGUUCGUUCAGUAGUUGCAAAGCAAAGUACAGCAAGAGGGAGAAGUUUGGCUUUUUUCGAUUCCCGUGCAGACGCCUGAACCCACAGCAGCGAUUCUCAUGGAUAAGUGCAUUGAAAAAGAAAGGUGCAGACGGCAGCUCUUGGCAGCCCACCAAACACGAUAGGAUAUGCGGACGACAUUUCACGACAGGCAGGCCUUCGAAGUCACCCAGACAUCCAGACUUCGUACCUGUGGAAAGUUUGGAAGAAGCUGCAUCGGAGCCUGCCGUAGAGGUCAGAUCAACAAAGGAUCAAGCUCUGUACGAAACUCCGCAAGAAGUUACGAUGGCUGAUGCUGGUUCCAUCUGUGUCAAGACUGAACCCUACAACGUCACCUGUCCUGCCGUACCAGGAGACAGUCACGCAACUUAUGCAUUCCAAGAAGUGGUUACUGCGAGCCCGUCAAUCCGAAUUAAGGAAGAGCCUCUAGACACAAGCACCUCUUCUUUGCAAGGAGACCAUGGAAACGGGGAAGACUGCAUUACAGGUAAUUGUUUAGAAAUGAUUACUGCGAGCCCUUCAAUCCGAAUUAAGGAAGAGCCUUCAGACACAAGCACUUCUUCUUUGCAAGGAGACCGUGGAAACAGGGAGGAAUGCAUAACAGAAAUGAUCACUGCGGGCCCUUCAAUCCGAAUUAAGGAAGAGACUCCAGUCACAAGCACUUCUUCUUUGCAAGGAGACCAUGGAAACAGGGAAGAGCACAUAACGGAUAAUUGUUUAGGAGCAGUUGCAGUCAGAGGUGUGCUUCAACUUAAAGAAGAACCUCAGGACUCCUCGGAACCUAACCUGACUUCAAGUCACAGUUGCUCAGCUGCACAGUUCACAAACAGUCCUCUCGACCAUGGUUCCUGGGACGCAGCGAACAGUGGCCUCUCAGAAGUGGACUCGGAGCCGGACAAAAGCGCAUCUUCGAGGGAAGAGGGUCAACAGCAAGGACAGUCGGAGCAGGAUGCACGUCUGAAAAGUCGUACACGAACAUGCACCGGACAGAAAUCGUACGGAUGUGAACUCUGUCCCGCCACAUUCACUCGACCUGGCAGCUUGAAACGUCACAUGAGAGCACAUACGGGAGAGAAGCCGUUCGACUGUAAACAGUGUGGAGCAAAAUUCACUCUCUCUUCAAGUCUGAGACGCCACGUGCGAAUACACAGCGGAGAGAAGCCCUACAAGUGCGAACUGUGCCCCGCAGCAUUCAGUCAGUCCAAGUGCCAAAAACGUCACAUGCGGACACACACGGGAGAGAAGCCGUACGAGUGCGAACUCUGUCCCGCAGCGUUCAAACAGUCCUGCGACCUGAAGUGUCACAUGCGGACGCAUACCGGAGAGAAGCCAUUCAACUGCGGAGAGUGUGGCGCAGGAUUCACUCAGUCCUCGAACCUGAGGAUUCACACGCGAACGCACACGGUAGAGAAGCGGUACAAGUGCGAACUCUGCCCCGCGGCGUUCCACGUGUCCGAAAACCUGAGGUAUCACGUGAGGACGCAUACGGGAGAGAAGCCGUUCAAGUGCAAGCGCUGCGGAGCGGAAUUCGCCCAGUCUGCACACCUGAGCCGCCACGUGCGAACGCACACCGGAGAGAAACCGUACAGCUGCGAACUCUGCCCCCUGGCGUUCAGUCAGUCCUACAGCUUGAAGCGUCACAUGCUCACGCAUACGGGAGAGAAGCCGUUCAAGUGCGAGCAGUGUGGCGCGCGGUUCACUCAGUCUUCGAAGCUGGUGAGCCACACGCGAACGCACACCGGAGAGAGGCCGUACAAGUGCGAACUUUGCCCCGCGGCCUUCAGUGUGUCCGAAAGAGUGAAAUCUCACAUGCGAGCUCACACCGGGGAGAGGCCGUACACGUGUAAACUCUGUCCCGCAGCAUUCAGACGGUCUUACAACCUGAAGUGUCACGUGCGAAAACAUACUGGAGAGAAGUCAUUCGACUCCGAGCAGUCUGGAGCACAUCUGAAAGGUCACGUGCAGACGUGCACGGAACACACUGAACUUCCGGUAGCCUUGCUUGCCGUUGAGUGUAACGAGAAGCAGAGCUCAUCUAUGAGGAGGCCUUCGGCGGCCAUUACGCUGUCGUUGCACGGCUCGCACUUCUCGAGAACUCUGCUGGCUCUCGUGACAACAGAAUCUGAGACGCCCCCACCGUACGCGGAGCUGACGAACGAGAUCAGCCCACCUGGGGUCUCUCCGACGAGGACUUUUGCGGUGCAAGCGCCCCUGCGUCUGCUCCCAUCUUCAGCACUGUGGUACCUUUACAAUUUGGAUAUCGAGGUGAAGAUUUUUCUUUCUAUCUUAGAAGUUGCAAUGGCUGACACCGGCUCCAUCUGUGUCAAGACUGAGCCCUACAACAUCACCUGUCGUGCCUUACCUGGAAAUUCUCACGAAAAUAAAGCUACAACAGACGAUAGUCGAGAAAGGAUUACUGCGAGCCCUUCGAUCCAAGUUAAAGAAGAGCCUCCGGAAACAAGCCCCUCUUCCUUGCAGGGAAACCUAGCAAACAGUGAGGAACACGUAACAGGUAACUGUUUAGGAGCAGUUGGUGCCAGUGGUGCGCUUCAAAUCGAAAAAGAACCUCAAGACUCUAGUAGCAACCUGGCUUCAAGUUGUAGUUCCCCAGCUCCACAGUUCAAUGACGGUUCUCCCGAUCAUGGUACAUUGGGCAGAGCGAACGAUAACCUUUCACAAGUAUGUGUAGAACCCAACAACAUUGCAUUCCUGAUGGAACAGGGUCGACUUCAAGGGGGACACCCGGAGCAAGAAGCACAUCUGACAGGACAUAUGCAAACAGAUUCCGUAAAGAGGCCGUACAAGUGCGAACUCUGUCCCGCAGCAUUUACUAGGUCCGACGGCUUGAAACGUCACGUGCGAACGCAUACGGGAGAAAAGCCAUUCAACUGUAAACUGUGCGGAGCAGAAUUCACCCUCUCCUCAAGUCUGAGGCGUCACACACGAACGCACACCGGGGAGAAGCCGUACAAGUGCGAACUGUGUCCCGCGGCAUUCAGUGUGUCCGAAAAAAUGAAGUGCCACAUGCGGACCCACACCGGAGAGAAGCCGUACAAGUGCGAGCUGUGUCCCGCAGCGUUUAGCAACGGCAAUGGCCUCAAGUGCCACGUGAGAACGCACACGGGGGAGAAGCCGUACAAGUGCGAACUCUGUUCCGCAGCGUUCAACGUCCCGGAAAACCUGAAAUAUCACGUGAGGACGCACACCGGAGAGAAGCCGUUCAAGUGCCAACACUGCGGAGCGGAAUUCACCCAGUCUGCACACCUGAGCCGCCACGUGCGGACGCACACGGGAGAGAAGCCGUACAAGUGCGAACUCUGCUCCGCGGCAUUCAGUCAGUCUUACAGCCUGAAACGUCACAUGCAAACGCAUACCGGAGAGAAGCCGUUCAACUGCGAGCAGUGCGGCGCGGAGUUUGCUCAAUCUUCGCACCUGAUAAGUCACAUGCGGACCCAUACGGGAGAGAAGCCGUACAAGUGCGAACUUUGUCCCGCGGCGUUCGGCGCGGCGGAAAAAAUGAAGAAUCACAUGCGGACUCACACCGGAGAGAAGCCGUACACGUGCGAACUGUGUCCCGCGGCGUUCAGUCAGCCUUACAACCUGAAGUGUCACGUGCGAACGCACACCGGGGAGAAGCCGUUCAGCUGCGAGCAGUGUGGCGCGGAAUUCGCUCAGUCCUCGAACCUGAGAAACCAUAAGCGGACUCAUACGGGAGAGAAGCCAUACGAGUGUGAACUCUGUCCCGCAGCGUUUAGUCGGUCCAAAAACCUGAAAUGUCACAUGCGAACACAUACUGGAGAGUAGCCAUUUGAAUGCAGACA
This is a messenger RNA of Ornithodoros turicata, 4229 nucleotides long. Its product is annotated as zinc finger protein 845-like. The coding region runs from base 358 to 4212 and encodes 1284 amino acids. The transcript is spliced from 11 exons. The record is from RefSeq and is a predicted model, not a curated record. Gene Ontology annotation, molecular function: DNA-binding transcription factor activity, RNA polymerase II-specific; RNA polymerase II cis-regulatory region sequence-specific DNA binding. Gene Ontology annotation, cellular component: PcG protein complex; chromatin; transcription regulator complex. Lineage: Eukaryota; Metazoa; Arthropoda; Arachnida; Ixodida; Argasidae. Gene Ontology annotation, biological process: regulation of transcription by RNA polymerase II.